This is a messenger RNA of Stegastes partitus (bicolor damselfish), 2121 nucleotides long. It is a transcript of the gene lysmd3, whose product is annotated as LysM, putative peptidoglycan-binding, domain containing 3. Gene Ontology annotation, cellular component: Golgi apparatus. Bases 154 to 1128 code for a protein of 324 amino acids. The record is from RefSeq and is a predicted model, not a curated record. Gene Ontology annotation, biological process: Golgi organization. NCBI's taxonomy places the organism in Eukaryota, Metazoa, Chordata, Actinopteri, Pomacentridae. The transcript is spliced from 3 exons.
GCGUGAGCCGUAGCGGUUCAGUAGCAGCAGCAGCUAGCUGCCAGGUAAGACACCAACGCAAGGUGAGCCCGAAGAUAAUCCCGUGGAAGCAUGGAAAUUAUGAGGACAACUGACUGAGCGGGUGGUCACUUUUUCAGAAUAUAGUGAGGAAACAUGACAACUAGAAGCCAGCACUAUGGGUUCCAGUCAGCCACCAUGGUGCAGCCUGCCAAUGGCGGUCAUGCCUACCUGUUUGGAAACAAUGGCUCGGAGAAUGACCUGUCAGAAGAGGAUGCUGAAAGCUAUGAGCUGCGACCUCGUGGCAGAGAGAGGCUGCGGAGGAGCACAUCCAGAGAGAGGAUGGAUAUUAUCUACCUGACCAGAGAUAUCCAGGAGGGGGACACCCUGAACAGCAUUGCCCUGCAGUACCAUUGUUCAGUGGCUGACAUUAAGCGUGCCAACAACCUCUUGACAGAGCAAGACUUCUUUGCUCUGCGUUCAGUUAAGAUUCCCGUGAGGCGCUUCAGCGUCCUCACCGAAACUCAUAGCACUGGUCCUCUCAAAUCUGCCUCUCCCACCUCCCCCACCGGCACUAGACGCCUGCCCCAGAUCUCACCUGUUACAUCCCUCCCCACUGAGUCUUCCACAGACUCGUCUUCUUCUACCGACAGUGUGGAAGGAUUCCUCCUGGAGAAGGACAAGGACAUUGAGCGGCUGGUGAAAUCCACAGGACCAUCUCGGAGUAGCCUCAAUGAGGUUGUGUCCUCCCUAACGUUGCAGCAACAGCAACCACUGCUAGGAGAAGUUGAGUAUAAACCAGCACAGAGAAAGGACCCUUAUUAUGGGGCAGACUGGGGCAUGAGGUGGUGGACAGCUGUGGCCAUCAUGCUGGUUGUUGGCAUCGUCACACCUGUGUUUUAUCUGCUGUACUAUGAGGUUCUUGUGAAAGCUGACAUCAGCCAUCAUAGCAACCCUCCACAAGGUCCUGGUGAAGUUCAUGAAAAUGUCAAUGUCAAUAAGAUGGACCCUGCUGCUAAAGGAGAGAAAUCUGCAGGAGCUGGACCUGAAAAAGUGGCCAAAGGAAUCCCACCACAACCCAAUUUGAACGAAGCAGGAGUGGGUAACCAUGGAGGGCUUGAGAAAACAUAGCAAGGGAUUUUAAUUUUACAUACAAAUUGUUAACUCAGAGACCUAAUAAAGCUUGAUGGAUGUUCCCAUUUUCGAGUAAUUGCUACAUACAUCAGUGCAAUCUUUCGGGCUGGGAUGUUGUGGGAACAGACAUUUUAAAGAACUGGGAGAGGAGGAAUACGGGUGUGGCCACAGUUGUUCCUUGUGUUUGUACAUUUACAUUUACAUCCUUUUCAACAAGAAGUGCUGAAGGACUAAAAAAAUGGGUCCAACUCUGUCCCAGAUUUGUGUCUGGUUUGACUAACAAAUAUUAGGCUAGGUUGAACUUUUUCAAAAUUUAUGAAUUUCAAGAGUUUAAUCAUGUAUCCAGUAGAAUUAGGUGGUGCUUUUGCCAUCAUCCACGGUGCACACAAACAGACCAAGACAGAUACCAACACUAGUUUGUCUCAUUUGAUCCAAUGAUGGUCCAGUGGCCACCUUUUCAGUGAAUCGUUCAUUCUGUGGAUUUGGUUUGGACCAGCUGUAUUUUUUUUUUGCCAUACUAGUAAUAUAGUGAAUUUUCCAAUAUUGUUUGUUGGAAAAGUAAGAUUGCUGCCACUGUGUUGAAUUAGAAUUAAUUUAUUUCAAGAUUGAGCAUUAAUUUCUACUUACAUUAUCAGUAUUGAUUAUCAGAUAAAUUAUGUUUAUGAAUUUCAAGUUGCUUGGAUCUGUCCUUGCUUUUAGCUUGCCUGGAGAAAACUGCAUUUUUUUUGUAAAAAGAAGAAAAAAAACAAACCUCGAAGAGCAUGGUGAGAAAAAUGGGAGAUGCACAGUAUUCCCACAGUGACUCAUAUUUGUAAUUAUGUGAAAUUUUAGACUUUGGUAUAUAGCCCUUUUAUUUUAUCACUGUGUUCACUUGAUAUUUUAUGACAAAGCAUUUACAUGUUGUUGACAGUAUGUGCCUUUCAACCUGUGGAAUCUGUCUACAGGCUGAAGAAUAAAUACAUCUAUUUUGAAUAAAUUAUUGCCAGUGUG